Ilyonectria robusta is the source of this 393-nucleotide messenger RNA. RefSeq lists its product as uncharacterized. Lineage: Eukaryota; Fungi; Ascomycota; Sordariomycetes; Hypocreales; Nectriaceae. The coding region runs from base 1 to 393 and encodes 130 amino acids. Gene Ontology annotation, biological process: carbohydrate transport; transmembrane transport. Gene Ontology annotation, cellular component: membrane. Gene Ontology annotation, molecular function: carbohydrate:proton symporter activity. The transcript has 3 exons. The record is from RefSeq and is a predicted model, not a curated record.
AUGAUCUUGUGUCUGGAGACACUCGUUCUGGCCAUCACUUUGGCAUCAUGCCAGGCUUUUCUGUUCCUCGGUUUCGACCAAGGGGUUAUGGCUGGGCUGAUUGGAGCAGAAAAUCGUUUUGAAAGAGACUUUAAUCACCCUGAUGCUGAUAUGCAGGGUAAUAUUACAGCUUUGUACGACAUUGGCCGAUUUGGUCGCAGAACCAUGUUGAUCGCUGGCCGUAGUAUCAUGAUUGUUGGAGCUGCAAUUUUGGCUUCAUCUUACACAGUCGCACAACUCAUCGUCGGUCGCAUCGUCACGGGGAUUGGGAACGGAAUGAACUCUUCGACGGCCCCCGUUUACCAGAGGGAAUGUUCAUCGGCUGCUAUCCGAGGUGCGCUGUUGACCCUAUAG